CGGACCGAGCCGUGAAACCACUCCGAGGCACAUCCAUUCAUGAGCUGAAGGCUGAGGUAGAUCUGUAGCAGAGGACCAGCAGCACCAGCAGCAGCAGCGGCGGCAGCGGCGGCAGUGUUGGUGCGACCAUGAGGUCAGAGGCCUUGUUACUGUACUUCACGCUACUGCACAUAGCCGGGGCGGGCUUCCCCGAGGACAGCGAGCCUAUCAGCAUCUCACACGGCAACUACACAAAGCAGUACCCAGCGUUUGUAGGCCACAAACCUGGCAGGAACAACACGCAGCGGCACAAACUGGACAUCCAGCUCAUCAUGAUCAUGAACCGGACGUUAUACAUCGCUGCCAGGGAUCACAUAUACACGGUGGACACAGACACUGCCAACAGUGACGAGAUCUUUUUCAGUAAGAAAAUGACAUGGAAGUCCAGACAGGCAGAUGUGGACACGUGCAGAAUGAAAGGGAAACAUAAGGAUGAGUGUCACAACUUCAUCAAAGUCCUCCUGCAGCAAAAUGAUGACACGUUGUUUGUGUGUGGGACAAAUGCUUUCAACCCCUCCUGUCGGACCUACAAGAUGGACACCCUGGAGGCUCUGGGGGAGGAGAUCAGUGGGAUGGCACGCUGCCCGUAUGACGCCAAGCACGCCAACGUCGCCCUCUUUGCUGGUGGCAAGCUGUACUCGGCCACCGUGACAGACUUUCUAGCGAUCGAUUCGGUCAUCUAUCGUAGCCUAGGAGACAGCCCGACUCUGCGCACUGUCAAGCACGACUCCAAGUGGCUGAAAGAGCCCUACUUUGUCCAGGCAGUCGAUUACGGGGACUUCAUCUACUUCUUCUUUCGGGAAAUUGCUAUGGAGUACAACACAAUGGGGAAGGUGGUGUUUCCUCGGGUGGCCAGGGUCUGUAAGGACGACCGAGGCGGCUCGCCACGAGUCCUGGAGAAACAGUGGACCUCGUUUCUCAAGUCUCGCCUGAACUGCUCCAUCCCCGGCGACUCCCACUUCUACUUCAACAUCCUGCAGGCCGUGACUGAUGUCAUCCACAUCAACGGGAGGGACGUUGUGAUGGCAACCUUCUCCACACCUUACAACAGUAUUCCAGGCUCGGCGGUGUGCGCCUACGACAUGGCGGAGGUGGCCAACACGUUCACAGGGCGUUUCAAAGAGCAGAAAUCCCCAGACUCCACCUGGACGCCUUUUCCUGAAGACAAGGUUCCCAAGCCAAGGCCUGGCAACUGCGCCGGCAUCCCGUCCAUGGAGAGGUACAAGGUAUCCAAUGAGUUCCCAGACGACACGCUCAACUUCAUCAAGAUGCAUCCACUGAUGGACGAGGCAGUGCCCGCCAUUGCCAACAGGCCCUGGUUUCUCAAGACCAUGGUCCGGUAUCGUCUGACGCGCAUCGUGGUGGACAAUGAAGCGGGCCCCUAUAGGAACCACACCGUGGUCUUCUUGGGGUCUGAGAAAGGCAUCAUUGUCAAGUUCCUGGCCACCAUGAACAGUGGCUUCCUAAACGAUAGCGUGUUUCUGGAGGAGCUCAACGUCUACAACCCUGACAAGUGCAGCAUAGACGGCGUGGAUGACAAGCGCAUUAUCGGCAUGCAGAUCGACAGCAAGAGUCACGCUUUGUGGGUCGCUUUCACCUCCUGUGUGGUUAAAGUGCCGCUGUCUCGCUGUGAAAGACACGGGAGAUGCAAGAAGUCCUGUAUAGCCGCCAGAGACCCGUACUGUGGCUGGGUGUCAGAAGGAGCCUGCAAACAGGUGGUCGAUAACGCAAAAUCAGCCUUUGAGCAGGACGUGGAGCAUGGUAACACAGAUGGCCUGGGAGACUGCCAAAACACCUUUGUGGCGCUGAACGGCCACCAUCACCACCACCAUCACCGCACCCUCUCACUCCCCACCCCGGCCCUGCCCGAGGCCGCAGAGGGCCCCCUGGGGCGGGGCCGCAUGGUGGAGCGGAAGGACCCCCCCAUGAGCUCAGACAAAGGGGAGGACCCCUACGUAGCCGUGCCCUCUCAGACUCAGCCCGAAGCCAAUGGUGUGAUCCGUGAGAGCUACCAGAAGGGUCGUGACCAGCUCGUCCCUGUGACCUUGCUGGCCAUCGCCGUCAUCCUCGCCUUUGCCAUGGGCGCCAUCUUCUCUGGCAUCAUUGUCUACUGCGUCUGCGACCACCGGCGGCGAGACAUUGACAUGACGGGCCGCAAGGAAAAGGACAACCACCACCACCUCCACCCCCGCCGGGGAUCCAUGAACAGCGUGACCAAGCUCACUGGCCUGUUUGAGACACAGGCCAAAGACGGCCGCUCCGAGGCAAUCCUCACCCCUCUGAUGCACAACGGGAGGCUGACGCCCAACGGGAAGAUGCUGAUAAAAGCAGAUCAGCACCACCUGGACCUGGCUGCUCUGCCGACGCCUGAGUCCACCCCCAUGCAGCCGCGUCGCAAGCCCAGCCGGGGUAGCCGGGAGUGGGAGAGGAACCAGAACCUCAUCAAUGCAUGCACCAAGGACAUGCCACCAAUGGGCUCGCCUGUCAUCUCCACCGACCUGCCCCUGAGGGCCUCGCCGGGCCACAUCCCCAGCGUGGUGGUCCUGCCUUUGCCGCAGCAUCAGCACCAGCUCCAGCCUCACCUGCAGCAACAUCAGCAAUCCUAUCAGCACGAGUACGUGGAGCAGCCGCACCACAGCGACCACGGCAUGGGCCACGCCGUCAUGGACGACCAGGGGGCCACCCUGGAGUACAAGACGGUCAAGGGCCCCUGCCACAACCUCAACAUGGUGGAUCCAGAUGGGAUGCUGCCGCCGCGCGUGCCCCAGCGAGAGGCCUCUCUCACCGUCCCCCCGGCCGUCCCACAGAUGGGCAAACGCCUGGAGGUCCACUCGUCAGUCUAUGGUCUCCGGAAGGGUUCGGCGUCCGGAGCGUCCGGUUCCUCCGCCCUCAAGAGGCACAACACCAACUCAUCUAACUCCUCCCAUUUGGCGAGGCAUCAAAGCUUCAACCGUGUGGAGACGCCGCCCCCGGCGCCUCAGAGGGUGGACUCCAUACAAAUGACAGCACAGGGCAUAUCUCUGUCACGGCAGCCUGGAAUGAGCUCCUACGGGUCACUGCCCCGAACGGGCAUCAAAUAUCUCAAGCCCGACGUUCCCCCCAAACCCUCCGUAGUCUCACUCUCCACAAAAGUCAAGUCCAGUGACUCCUGCACAUAGUCGGCUACUUAUCCGGUUGGUCAAAUGUGAACAGCAGCUAAAGGGUUUUUUUUCUGAAUGAGAGAAAAAACAGGGAAUACUGUACAACUUGCAUCUCUUUUUAGUGUUUUUUGUUUGUUUGUUUUUGGUGUACAGUACAGUGCGACACAGUUUUUUUCUUUUAAAGAAAACACUUUCUUUUGAUAUAAAUAUGUAAAUAUUUACAACUGGUUGUCGUCAUUUGAUUCUCGUCACGGAGCUUGUGCUCUGGCUGACUCCCAGUUCCUCUGUAACCACACAUGGGAACAUGUGUGCUACUGAAGCAGAAGAUGAUACUUCAUCCGACGGCGCCCUGUAGCAUCCAAGACGGUGGCUCUCUUGUUUGUGCUGUCUUUGGCCACCGGGACUUGAUUUGAUACUUAAUCACCCUGAUAAAAAAAACAAAAUAAAAAAAAAACAAGCACACAGGAAGACAGCACUGGGGGAGGGGGUUUUGGAGAAGAAUCGCUGUACAGUACCUUGAGGACUGGGAAAUCUGAGCGAGCAAGCACUCAGAGAGACUGAGCUCGGACUGAAAAGGACAGACGGCUCUGCCGAGUUCUGUCAGAAACUGUGAAAAAAGCCUCUCAGUGUUUCAGCAAUCAAGUCCUGCCUGGGUUUUAACUGAACCCCUGGGCCAGAGGAAUCUUCUACUGUACUGGUUACUGAAUAACACAUGACUGUUAAUACUAAUAGCUUGUUGUAUUUAUUUUUAUUAAGUGCUUUUGAAAAAAAUAAACUUUCUAGGCUCGGAGAGAGAGAGAGGGAUAACAGAGAAGAGAUCUUUUAAUAUUAAUGAAUCAAGUGUGAGGGGGGGAAAAAAACCUAUUUAAAGUCAUUAAACUGGAGCCCAUAGAACUUUCUUGAUGACUGAGGGUCCACUAGGUCUUACUGUGCGCUCAGUACCUGCAGCUUGAGAGAUAUGUGACCUCUGAGACGAGAAGAGAUAUUUAUUUAAACUGUGCCAGACAGGGACUUUUACCUUUGUGGACCAGAUUUCCCGUUGUUUUAGACCAAUCAUGAAAAAAAAUAACUUCCCCAAUCUCACCCUUUCACUCCUCCAAUGAGCAUCCCCCAUCCCUCCGUCCCCCAAUCAGCACUGUGGUUUUUUGUGUGAGUCAGUAACAUUUGUCCUGAUUGGUCGCUGGCUUACCGGUGCCAUCAAAGCUCACUGUUGCAUGAUGCAAAACUUAAGAGAAGCAAAUGCGGCAACAGUGCAGGACGUCUGCGUAUACGCGCGUACAAAAAGGGAGUGACGCUGCGUGCAGGCGGAGCGGUGCCUCCACCUGGCUGGCUCGCCGUCGUCGUCUCUUCUGGCGGAUGAGCAGGCAGAAAAAGGAAAAGUACAAAAACAUCUGGCCUGCUUCUUUUUCCACAUGUAAAUUUGUGCCUUACACCCUAAAGUAGUGACAAUGUUUUCUUUAAUAGCUGUUGACUUUGUCUCUUCGUAGUAUUUCUUAUUUUUUAUUUUUAUUACGUCACAAUAUUUCCCUGGUUUGAUAAAAAUGCAAUUAAAGAAUGUAGGUGUUAUUGUUGUAAUUCUGGUCCUUAGACAUAAACUUACGGAGGGAGGAGAGGAAGGAUAAUACCUUCUUUUCUCUCUCUCUCUCUCUCUCACACACACACACAAACAAACACACACACAUACAUACACACACACACACACUCACCUUUGUGGUUCAUUUCUGAUUGUGCCAUUAAUACGCUUCAAGCAACCCUUUAUGUUGUGCUGGCAGUGUCGAUGAAGACGUUGUGUUUCUGUUUUUUUUUAUACGAUUAAAAAGUCCUGGUAUUUUUUUAUUUUGAAUUUUUGCUGUCUGUUGGUUUGGAGUGAUGGUUGAUUGACUGAUUAACCUGAACAAUUAAUGUUUGUUACAUGAGAAGGCCAGUGUAUGGGUAUCUUUCUGGUGCACUGCAAUAAUAAUGCAACACUAGCGAAACACACAGCGCGGGAUAAACAUAGGCACCCGGUGUACUACUAACAGCUCUAGGCUUCUUGUGUGCAUCGUGACACUCGCUUGUUAGGCCGUCGCAUAAACAGGCUGGUUCCUGUGAAGAAAGUUGACGUUUUAAAACAACAAUUUAAAAGAAAUGUACCUUAUUUAACCCCCAGGUUUGAGGAAGCUUAGUUUUUUAUUUCGCUUCACUAACUCUCCUUAUCAAAGCCUCGUGAAUGGCUGAGAGUUUGACUAAUCCGACCUUUUUUUUUUUGGCUGUCACUUUCCUUUUUACUUGAGGAUUUUUUAUUGAUUACCCUCUCCCCUCCCCCCCAACACUAAAAUCAACAGAGCACUCCCUUAGUGUUGUAUGUGUAGAUAGGUAAAAGUUUUUCUUGAUGUCAAGCAAUUUUUCUGUUUCUCAAUGGAGGAAAGCCAACUAUGUCUCAAUCCACAGCUAACGUGAGAAAGAACGUGUGACCCGACUGACGUGUACAGAGGCGCUCCUGUUGCAAAUUGACGGGGUCAAGAGCAACAGAUUGGGACAAAGCGAGAGGAGGGUGCCCCCCUCAGACAGCUAUCCCACUGAUUACAUAAAGCUAUGAUCUUCAAAGUGCAUAUGACCCAAGAUAAUUAUGAAGGGCGUGUUUACUCCGUAAUACCACUGCAUUAUAGACUGGUUACUGGACACUACGCUACUGUGGGUGCAGUUUCUGCAACAUCAAACGUUUGACGUCGGUGGGGUUUGAACAUUUUUACAAAUGGACUGGGUAUUUGACUGUGAAGGCUGCUGUGGACAGUGAGGUUCUUUGGUGUGUGCCUUUUUUGUCUUUCACCCUUGUUAUAAUACACUGCUAUUAGAUGCAAAUCGACUCUCUUCUCAACCUUUUGAACUUUGUAAACUUGUAAGAUAUUGUGACGUCACAAAGUUUUUUGCCCUACUCUCUCCACUUCCUUAACAUCUGAUUCACAGCUUAAUGUAUGUUGUAAAGAAAAAAAAAACUCUU
This is a messenger RNA of Anoplopoma fimbria (sablefish), 6159 nucleotides long. RefSeq names its product sema domain, transmembrane domain (TM), and cytoplasmic domain, (semaphorin) 6A (gene sema6a). NCBI's taxonomy places the organism in Eukaryota, Metazoa, Chordata, Actinopteri, Perciformes, Anoplopomatidae. Gene Ontology annotation, biological process: semaphorin-plexin signaling pathway; positive regulation of neuron migration; axon guidance. Bases 129 to 3197 code for a protein of 1022 amino acids. The transcript has 19 exons. The record is from RefSeq and is a predicted model, not a curated record. Gene Ontology annotation, molecular function: chemorepellent activity; semaphorin receptor binding.